AUGUUCAGUUGGGUGAAGCAGGAGCAGGGCGGCCGCAACAAGGAGGGCGAGAUGUACCAAACCGUCACCGAGGGUCUGCAGAGCCUCUACAGCAAGAAACUACUGCCACUGGAGGAGACUUACCUCUUCCAUGACUUCCACUCGCCUGCCUUAGAGCCGGCCGACUUCCAAAGCAAGCCCAUGGUUCUGCUCGUUGGACAGUACUCCACCGGGAAGACCACCUUCAUCAGGUAUCUUCUGGAACAGGACUUCCCGGGCAUGCGGAUUGGACCUGAGCCCACGACUGACGGUUUCAUUGCCGUGAUGUAUGGUGACAGCGAAGGGGUCGUUCCUGGUAAUGCCCUGGUGGUGGAUCCCAAGAAGCCCUUCCGGAAGCUCAAUGCCUUCGGAAAUUCAUUCCUCAACAGGUUUAUCUGCUCGCAGAUGCCCAAUCAGGUUCUUCAGAGCAUCAGCAUCAUCGACACGCCCGGAAUUCUCUCCGGAGAGAAGCAGCGCAUCAGCAGAGGUUACGACUUUGCUGAGGUUCUGCGUUGGUUUGGCGAGCGCGUGGACAGAAUCAUCCUGUUGUUUGACGCACACAAGUUGGACAUCUCUGACGAGUUCUCCGAGGCUAUUCGAGCCCUCAAAGGACAAGACGAUAAGAUUAGGGUGGUCCUCAACAAGGCAGAUCAGGUGGACACACAGCAGCUAAUGCGAGUGUAUGGGGCCCUCAUGUGGUCGCUGGGCAAAGUGAUCAACACGCCCGAAGUGGUGCGAGUUUAUCUGGGUUCCUUUUGGGCCAAACCUCUGCAGAACACAGAGAACAGGCGUCUCUUUGAGGCUGAGUCUCAGGAUCUCUUCCGGGACAUCCAAAGUCUUCCGAGGAACGCAGCGCUUCGGAAACUCAAUGACCUCAUCAAGCGGGCCAGGCUGGCUAAGGUGCAUGCGUACAUCAUCAGCUACCUGAAGAAGGAGAUGCCGUCACUGUUUGGUCGGGAGAAGAAGAAGGAGGAGCUUAUCAUGAGGCUGCCGGAGAUUUACGCUAUCCUGCAAAGAGAGCACCAUAUCAGUCCAGGAGAUUUCCCCAAUGUCACCAAAAUGCAGGACAUGCUCCAGCAUUACGACUUCAGCAAGUUCCCGUCUCUGAAGAUGAAACUAAUUGAGUCCGUGGACAAAAUGCUGGCAUCCAAGAUCGCCGGUCUGAUGGCGAUGAUCCGCGAGGAGGAGUCCAAGGCGCCACCGGCCAUGGUGUCAGGUGGUGCCUUCGAGGGCUCCCAGGACGGGCCAUUUGGCCGCGGUUACGGUGAGGGCAUCAGCGCCGGUGCCGACGCAGAUGACUGGAUCGUGAGCCGGGACAAGCAUCGCUAUGAUGAGAUCUUCUACACGCUCAUGCCAGUCAAUGGCAAGAUCAGCGGCGUCAAUGCUAAGAAGGAGAUGAUGAACUCACGGCUUCCCAAUACCGUGCUAGGAAAGAUCUGGAAGCUGGCUGACUGUGACCAGGACGGCAGCCUAGACGACGAGGAGUUCGCGCUGGCUCAACAUCUUAUCAAAGUUAAGCUGGAAGGUUAUGAGCUACCUACCGAGCUGCCACCACACCUGGUACCCCCUGCCCACCGCAAGCACUGCGAAGCCGAGGCACUCUACAACCAUGCCGAAGACUAA
Messenger RNA from Nerophis lumbriciformis (worm pipefish), 1641 nucleotides. Lineage: Eukaryota; Metazoa; Chordata; Actinopteri; Syngnathiformes; Syngnathidae. The record is from RefSeq and is a predicted model, not a curated record.